AUGAGCAAUCGCAGAAUCGUUGUAUCCAUAGAUUUUGGAACGACAUACUCAGGUGUCGCUUGGGCUGACACAACUCGGCCUGAUGUUCAACAUGUCUUGACAGAAUGGCCCUCAGCCGGCUCGUCGAAGAGCAGUCCCAAAGUACCAACUGAGCUCCGAAGAGUGGCGACUGGGUGGCAGUGGGGAUUUCAGAUUCCCGAGUCUGCGAAGAGGAUCAGAAAGCUGGAUGAUCCAGCCCAGAUCACCAAGGAUGGAGAAUCAGCAAAAGACCUGACCAAGGUCUAUCUAUCAUGCCUCCAUGAGCAUUUCGUCAGCCUACUUGAAAAGAGACUAUCGUCGAGCGUGGUAAAAUCAACACCCAUGGACUUUGUCGUCACAGUCCCCGCUAUUUGGUCACCAAAAGCAAAGCAAUCGACGGAGCAGGCCGCAGCCAUGGCAGGAUUUUGUGGUAAUCAGAGGAUCCAGCUCAUAUCAGAACCAGAGGCAGCCGCUUUAUACACCCUCAAGACCCUUAGCCCCUCUACAUUACAAGUAGGUCGAAAAUUUGUUGUUUGCGAUGCGGGAGGCGGUACCGUUGACUUGAUCUCUUAUCAAGUAACCAAAAUAGGCAGAGUUGAAGUAAAAGAAGUCACCGAGGGUACAGGCGGGAAGUGCGGUUCGUCCAUGCUGAAUAUGCGCUUUCGUCGGCAUCUGAAACAAACUCAUGGAGACAAGUACUGGACUGAUGAGAGACUCGUAACAGCUUUGAGUGAGUUCGAGUCGUUCAAGAAGACCUUUUCUCCAAAGGGCGAACCUUUGACUCUCAAAGUCGAUCCCAGUCUUGGUUUACGACGGAACCGAUACACUAUGACGCAAGACGACAUGAAAACCAAAAUCUUUGAGCCCAUCAUGAAAGAUGUCGUGUGUCUUAUCAAGGAACAGAUCAAGAUGGCGGGAGAUGGUGUCGCCGCUGUGAUUAUGGUUGGAGGAUUCGGGCAAAGUCGAUAUUUGAAGUCACGCGUACGUGAUGCAAUAUCCAGCCGAACAGAUGUUCUUCAACCAGAAAGUGGCUGGACGGCGGUGGUAAAAGGUGCCGCAAUGCAUGGGCUCAGUCGAUAUCAGCCCGCAGGCACCCGGGUGGAAGUUGCAUCUCGAAUUGCAAGACGAUCGUACGGUACAUGCUUGAUGACGAAAUACGAUAUGAUGAAACACAACCCCAAAGAAGCGUUCUGGUCGGAAAAGGAGCAAGAAACAGUCGUCUCAGAAAUGUGUUGGUUUAUUCAGAAGGGUGAGUCCUACCCAGAAGGCAAACCGUCGCGGAUAGAAUACCAAUGCGAUCUCCCGGUAAUGCUUGGCCAUGUGCCACAAACCGAGAUCGAUAUUUACAGCAACAAUAAUGACGGAAAAGCUCCCGUCCAUCUCGAUGAAACUACGCAGCACAUCGGAACGCUCUCACUUGACCUAAGAAAGAUCCCAGAAACAGUCAAAAGAACCGCGAAGAUCAGACGUAUGGGUUGGCAUCGGUACUAUUGUUUGAAAGGGGCUAUCGAAGCCGUGUACGGGUCAGCGGAGAUCACGUACACAGUCAAACUUGGAGUGUUCGCUAUGAACGUUAAGCUCGAAAGACAAGUUCCGAAGUCAGACAAGAGUAAAGGGGGGGAGAUGAAUCCAGCCGCACCCAAAGAUGCUGCAUGCAUCAUGGCGGCCAAUCUGCAUUUAAGGGCGGCUGUACCGGAUCAUGGGCAACCGGCCGGUAAAUUUGCCGCUGGCCCUCCUCCCUCAACCUUAGCUGCGCAGCUUGUGGAGAAUAUUUCAGCAUCCACGAAAUCCUCCAAAUCAGAUGAGAACAGUGAACUCAAAGGCUUCUUUGCUAUUAUUCAACGCGUCAAAGAUGACCCGACUCUUCUCAAGACGCCAGAGGACCGAGUUGAGCAUAAUCAUAUGCUUAUUUACGUUUACUCGAGAGCUGUUCUUGAAGGAAUUCGAUUAGAUGACCCAUUUCUUGACCGGACACAAGUACGGACAGAAGGCCUCAAGGCCAUCAGUUUUCUCAGGUUCUCUAUCAAAGAAACUCCGGCAGUUCUGAAACAUAGAGUGGGUGAGCAAGAGUACAUGUUCCGAGGGCGGGAGCCAUUAUGGGUUUGGCUUCUUCCUCAGCUGCUUAGACUUCUUGGCCAUUCCCAGUGCCUUGAACUCACAGAAGCAAUUGAAGGCUUCCUCCAGUAUACAAUGCUAAUAAUAGCACAAAACUGGACUCUGUGGGAUAUGGCGCCAUCAUUCUUAUUCUAUCUGCGUACCAUCACAUCUCAUACCCUUCAACAGCUUCAAGACCCUCUAGUAGUUCCAUCUGUGGAAGAAAGUUUCAAGUCACUUUCUCUACCUCCUCAAAUUGCUCUCAGCCAAUUCGUCGACAAGCAGUCGCCCUUCACAAGCCAGCUUACAUAUUCUGUUGACCGAAUGUCGCAAGCGCUGCAACAACUGAUCAGCUUUUGCAAAGUGGCGGCCUAUCCUCUGACAGCUUCAGAUGAUGCCUUUAAUAACGUUACCUCCUUCUCAGAGAGUACGGUAUGGUUGAUUGAUGUCCUAGGGGACAUGCGGGUUAUCCAGACCCGGUACGGUAGCAACUUUCCUGCCUCUUCGCUUCAUGUUCUCCAACUGGCUCAAGAAAUCGAGCGAGCACUACGGAGAAGAAAAGGCAUCAGCGCUUCUGUUCACAAGAAGGCCAUCACUCUCAUGAUAUUGCUUUGUGGUGAGAUCGCGACAAGCCUCAAUCCCAUGCCGAUGCUAGACAUUGAUGAGGAAACGCGGCAUACAUACUGUAUGGCUCUAGCUAUAAUAACAGCAGCAUCUACUGAAAAUACGUCAAUUGGCCGGUUAGCGGUUUCCGGCAUUGUAGAUGAGUCUUCAAUGUUUUAUACAUCCCUGCCUGAAGGAACAGAUCUGUGGAGGGUGAUACAGACUUUAAGACAGAUCAAUUUCGAUCCCAGGCCAAAGCUGCUCUCCUCAAACCUACAUCCACUGAGUUUUGAGGAUUCUGCAGUGCAAGAGAUAAUCGAGACCUUGGCGCUGAGCUACGAGCCUCCCGAAACAAGUUCACAAGACCGUCUUAAACGCCGAAAAAUAGCACAGGCAGACUCUAGCCCCACGGCGGUCCUCAUGAGACUUUUGGGUGACGUUCUAGGGCUUGCAGAUGUGGACGAUGAUUUUCUUAAUCUUGAGAAUCAAGUAUUGGGAGCCUUUCCAAAGGCUGACACAUCACGUCAAUGUCUCAUACUUGAUUUGCUAUCGCGGAUAUCUUGCGUGGCCGAUGGUGGCAACGAGACAGUCAAUGAUACAAAAGCAGCAGUGACAGAAACAGCCUGCUCCAUUUGUGAACAUAAUGCACCUCCAGUUCGAUCAAACCUUCAUGGAGCAACCGUGCAUAAAUCCCGAAUCGAGGCACUCUUUACCAAACUGAUCCGACUCCCCGCCCUUGCUGAAUCUCGGCGUCCAAGGGUUGCUGCCAUGUUGGCUAUAAGGAGAGUGAUUCUUCAUUGUGAGGAUACCGAAUUACUUAAUCUGGAAACGUCUGGGAUGGGCCAGUGGUGUCUUCAGUCCUUAAACAGCUCUGUGAGGGAGCUGCGGAUAGCUGCCGGGCGUGUUCUAGCCACCUUCUCUUUGGCUAGGCCAGAGCCAAUUCUUUCCAACAUGGUUCUUCCGGCUCGACCAGCAGAAGCCAAUGGUGCUAGGAACCCACGAGUGAAUCAGGCUCAAGCGGCCUCCACAGAUGGCAAAUUCCAGACAAAUGCAUCAAAUGGAUCUUCUCCCAUGAAAACGCAAGAUUUGAUCUCGCGCAAUAGAAAAAACUCGAUUGCUUUCCUGAAAUCAAUCUCAGAUAAGAACCAGCCUAAUUUAACUGAAACGUUUAUUAUGGCAUGGGGUCAAUUGGGAACGGUGGUCUGGGAACACGAACUCAACUUGGUUCUCAUCAAGCUUUUGGAGUACUUGGGAAGCAACAACAAUAUCGUGUCAGCUUGCGCCUUCAAUGAGCUAUUGAAUCUAGCUGAUGCUCGUCGAGUAACCCCACGUAGGCUUUUCGAGCCUUUUUGGCCAAACCUAGCAUACAUGACCACCAAGGACAUGGUCCAACGCCCUCAAAUGAGCCGGACAAUUGCUGAAUUGCUACAAGUGUCUGUCAACGAGUUACUCCUCCUGAUUCAAACGCACGCACUGCCGUGGCUUGUGCUUGACAAGCAAAAAGACGUUAUCCAAAAGAUUGCGGAGGCACGGCAGGAGUCCGAGGUUUGGCUACCAUUAAUCGACCCUGCGAACCUAGCCGCAACCCUGGCCUUGCUCUUGGUUCAAGAUACAGACGAUAUCGCUAGUUUCGCAAAAUCUCGCCUCGAUGAGUUAUCGACACAUUUUCAAACAGAGCCCCUCGUCAACCUGCUUCAAGUGGAACCAGUGCUCACCGUCAUAGAGUUACUUAAAGCUGCCGGCGACGCAGAUGAAACAAAAAAGGCACCAGUCCGCAAAGCUUUAGACACUAUGGCGAAAAUGAUGAUCCCAGCAAACAAAGAAACCCGAGCUAAGAAGUCGGACCACACUGCUCGGUUUAUUCAUUCACAACUUCUUGGCCUCAUGGCAUGUCUCUUCGAUGUCAUCAAUGACCAGAGCCUUCCUGACCCAGAGCGUCGGCGCUACAUUCGGGCCAUGGAGGAAAUGAUCAGGGUGUCGAGGGGCUAUGCAAGCACAGCCAGACCGCAAAUGUCUGCUUGUUUGCUCUCGACACUGGCACAAGAUGCGCUGAGAGAAGCAAGUUUCUCAUGUUGGGCAUCGAUGCUCACACACCUUGAGGAGACAGAUGUCGAGGCAUUAUUAGAAACAACAUUUUUCGUCGUUACCCGUUACUGGCCCUUCUUGAGCGAGUCAACGGCUCUUCUAGCGCAGCAAAUGCUCAAGUCUCUCGUCGAUGAAUUUGAUCCCCUUGUUGCGAAGUACAUCGUCAAGCUCCCUUCGCUCAGACACAUUCCAGAGUUGAGGGACAUCGAGACAAAGCUGGAUCAGCAUAGACCAGCAACACUCGCGGUUGAAGAGGUUUUGGAAGCUUUCGCCGAGAGAAUCUGCCAUGAAAACUCCGGUGUUGCCCUUCAAGCAUUGACAGAAUUGAUACCAUACCUUCAGGAAAACCAAGCGCUGCUUCAUACAUCUGAGAUUAGUCUACAGUCAGAUAUUGGCGUUGUCGCACUUAUGCGGUCGCUUCUGGAUUGUGCAAGUAAAUACAGCGGCUUUCCAGGAGAUAUAGCGCGCCUAUGCACAGAAGCAAUGGGCUUGAUAGGCUGCCUGGAUCCCAGUAAGAUCGAGACUGUUAGAGAACAACGAUCAAUAGUCAUAUUGAACAAUUUUGCGACGAAUGAAGAAACUACGGACUUCGUUCUGUUUCUUCUGGAAGAGGCCCUGGUGCCAGCAUUCUUAUCUACGACUGAUGUUAAGUUCCAGGGAUUCUUGUCUUUUGCUAUGCAGGAACUCAUGGGCAGGUGCGAUAUCAAAGCUGCAUGUGCCAUGGAAAACUCGGGGAUGAAAGGUGGAAACGACAUCUAUCGAAAAUGGGUUGCAAUGCCAGAAACUGUUCGGGAAGUGGUAGCACCUUUUCUAGCCUCCCGGUAUGUCGUUGCUCCAAUGCCACACACCGAGAUCGAGUAUCCGCUCUUUCGUCCUGGCAGACCUUAUCCGAGUUGGCUGAGAGUUUACGUUCUGGACCUUCUACGUAAGGGGCAGACGCCAUUUGCCGACUUGAUAUUCGAGCCUCUGGCGCGUGUCAUUCGCGUUAAAGAUCUCUCUAUUGCAGAGUUCAUCCUUCCCUAUAUAGUCCUGCAUACUCUUUUAGGGUCUCGGACUACACAGCAAGAAAGGGACGAUAUUCUCGGGGAACUUCUUGCUAUCUUGCAAUAUCAGCCUGCUGAGACGGCAUCGUAUCAGGAGAAGGAGGAUACGCGGCGAUACUGUCAUCUUGUAUUUCGCGUUGUAGACUAUGCAAUGAGAUGGAUGCAAACUAGGCGAGCAGCUGGUCGCCUCACUGAAACUGACAGGGAGAGGCUAGCUCAAGUGCAGGAGGCUCUCGAUCUGAUUCCAGCCGAACUCAUAGCACAAAGGGCUGUCGAUUGUAAUGAAUACGCACGUGCUCUUUUUCAUUUAGAGCAACAUGCCCACAAAAUGGAACAGAGGAAGAAAGAACCAGGGGAGCGUACCUGUCUCUUACAAAAACUUCAAGAUAUCUAUGCCAAUGUCGAUGAGCCUGAUGGUCUUGAUGGAAUUUCAGCUCAUUUACAAGUUCUUGACAUCAACCAACAGAUUCUGAGCCAUCGCAAAGCAGGCAGGUGGACUGCUGUUCAGAACUGGUACGAGAUGCAACUCGCUGAGAACCCUGUCAACACAGAUAUCCAGAUCGACUUGCUUCAUUGCCUGAAGCAGGCUGGUCAGCACGAGGGGUUAUUGAAUCACAUCGAGGGUAUGCAUACAGAUGCAUCUACGGACAACAAGAUCAUGCCUUAUGCAGUAGAGGCGGCAUGGGUUACAGGAAGGUGGGAGAGCCUUACCAAAUUCACUCAACGAUUUCGCGGCGACCCUAUUGAAGACUUCAACAUCUCGAUCGCGACCCUUUUCGAAAAGCUGAGGGCUAAAGACAAGCCUAAAGAGCUCAUUAAGAUAAUGAAGGAUAUAAGAGUCAAAAUUUCAUCAUCGAUGAACGCUGCAUCCACCUCUUCGCUACAAGCCUGUCAUGACCUCCUUCUUAAGUCACAUGUUCUUACGGACGUGGAAAUCAUAAUAGGAACAAAAGCGGGUGACGAAGUCGCCCGCCAAAAGACAGCAGCCCUGCUAGAAAGGAGACUCGAAAUUAUAGGUGCAUACAUGAACGACAAGCAAUAUCUUCUUGGUAUUCGCCGUGCCACCAUGGAGUUAACUAGACCUACAUUCACUGACCUAGACAUUUCUGGAUUAUGGCUCUCGAGUUCACGCCUUGCACGGAAGUCGAACUCGCUUCAUCAGUCUUUUAACGCUAUUCUACACGCUUCGAAGCUGGGCGAUGAUGCGGCUACUAUUGAGAAUGCCAAGCUUCUUUGGAGAGAAGAUCAGCACCGAAAGGCAAUACAGGUUUUGCAGGGAGCAAUUAAGAGCAACAAGUUCAUGACACAAACAGGGACAGCAACCAGCACAAGUUCAAGCAAGUUAAGCCCACAACAGAAGCUCUUGACGGCUAGGGCGCAGCUGCUGCUUGCCAAAUGGCUUGAUAGCGCUGGGCAGACGCACGCCGGUGCAUUGCGUGAAAAAUAUCAGCAGCCACCCAAGACCUUCUCGACUUGGGAAAAGGGACAUUAUUACCUUGGCCGUCACUACAAGAAGAUCCUCGAAGCUGAAAAGCCGCUCAAAGCCGAUGACCAGAGCGACAACUACAUCACCGGUGAAGUCGCUAGACUCGUCAUCGAGAACUAUGUCCGUUCACUUAACUCGGGCACCAAAUAUCUUUACCAGACUCUCCCACGAAUUUUGACUCUCUGGCUUGACCUUGGUGCCCAAGUAGACAGAGCACCAGAAGGGAAAGCAUCGCUAUCUCGCGAGCUCCACCGAAGACGCGUUGAGCAGCUCAAUCUUUUGCACUCUUUUCUUGACAAAUACAUCCAUAGGCUGCCGGCGUACAUCUUUUAUACAGCUUUGCCACAGAUUGUUGCACGCAUCGCCCACCCCAACUCGAACGUUUUCGACCGGCUGACACAUAUCAUUGCCAAGGUCGUGGAAGCUCAUCCUCGGCAAGCGCUUUGGAGCCUUAUUGGCAUCAUGACAACAAGACAAGUGUCGGAAAGAAAGGCACGAGGCACUCAGAUCCUUCAGACUCUCAGGAAUAUAUCGAAGAAAGUUGAGGGCUCUACGACCGAUUUCAAACACCUGCUCAGGAUGGGAGAGAAAUUAGCCGAACAGCUGCUUCUUGCAUGCCAAAACGGAGACUUCCGGGGCAACAAGACUGUUCAUGCCAGCCUGGGUAGAGAUCUUCGAUUCAAUCAUAAAUGUACUCCAUGUCCGUUGGUCGUGCCUGUCGAGAGCUCUUUGACGGCAACGUUGCCGGCUGUAUCAGAGUAUGUUAAAAAACACAAGGCAUUUUCUAGAGAUGUUGUUACGAUUGACUCCUUUCUGGAUGAUGUGCUCGUGCUGAGCUCGCUGGCUAAGCCAAGACGACUUACAACACGAGGGAGUGAUGGCAAAAGCUACAUGCUUCUCAUCAAACCCAAGGACGACUUGCGAACUGACCAGCGUCUUAUGGAAUUCAAUGGAUUGAUCAAUCGGUCGUUGAAACGAGAUGCGGAAUCCAGCCGGAGACAGCUUUACAUUCGAACAUAUGCUGUAACGCCACUCAAUGAAGAGUGCGGAAUCAUUGAAUGGGUUCCAGGAAUCAAAACUAUGCGAGACAUUCUCAUCAAUCUUUAUGCUUCCCGAAAGAUUUACCCCGACUACACCGUUCUGAAACAACUCAUGGAUGAAGCAUGUUUAUCAGACGGCAAAACCAGGAUAUUUACUGAUGAGGUCCUGGGGAGAUUUCCUCCGGUACUUCAGUUGUGGUUCACGCAACAGUUCCCUAGUCCGUCAGCGUGGUUUGCUGCGCGUUUAAAAUACACACGGUCGUGUGCUGUCAUGUCAAUGGUAGGCACCAUCCUAGGCCUUGGCGAUAGACAUGGUGAGAACGUGAAUUUGGAGGAGGGCAAUGGUGGAGUAUUUCACGUCGAUUUCAAUUGUCUCUUCGACAAGGGUCUAACAUUUGCCAAACCUGAAAGAGUGCCGUUCCGACUUACCCACAACAUGGUGGCUGCGAUGGGUAUAUACGGUUACGAAGGACCAUUUCGCAAGUCUUGCGAGCUGACUCUGAGCAUUCUUCGUCAGCAAGAGGAGACUCUGAUGACAAUUCUAGAGGCUUUCAUCUACGACCCAACGUUGGAUCUACAAAAGGAGAAACGAGCACAUCGGCGAGGAGAUGUGGGCGUCAAGCUGCAGCCUCAGAGCGUUGUAGACAGUAUCAAGCGCAAAGUCAGGGGUUUGCUUCCAACUGAAAGCAUUCCUUUGGGCGUUGAAGGCCAGGUGGAGGAAUUGAUCAAACAAGCGGUUGAUCCAAGAAAUUUGGCUGCAAUGUAUAUAGGCUGGUGUCCGUUCCUGUAA
Fusarium oxysporum Fo47 is the source of this 9159-nucleotide messenger RNA. RefSeq lists its product as uncharacterized. Lineage: Eukaryota; Fungi; Ascomycota; Sordariomycetes; Hypocreales; Nectriaceae. Gene Ontology annotation, cellular component: nucleus. The coding region runs from base 1 to 9159 and encodes 3052 amino acids. The record is from RefSeq and is a predicted model, not a curated record. Gene Ontology annotation, biological process: protein phosphorylation; telomere maintenance; DNA damage checkpoint signaling. Gene Ontology annotation, molecular function: ATP-dependent protein folding chaperone; ATP binding; protein binding. The transcript has 17 exons.